This is a messenger RNA of Macrosteles quadrilineatus (aster leafhopper), 1388 nucleotides long. Its product is annotated as phenoloxidase-activating factor 2-like. Gene Ontology annotation, biological process: proteolysis. The coding region runs from base 107 to 1081 and encodes 324 amino acids. The record is from RefSeq and is a predicted model, not a curated record. Gene Ontology annotation, molecular function: serine-type endopeptidase activity. The transcript has 8 exons. NCBI's taxonomy places the organism in Eukaryota, Metazoa, Arthropoda, Insecta, Hemiptera, Cicadellidae.
ACUCAGAUGAAAGUGACGUUCUGUGAUCCGCCAGCCGCGCGUCCCGUCAGCUGAUCUCUAGUAUUGUUGUGGCGUGCUUCCGGUGUUUAACCGUACACCUUCCGGAAUGCAGCGAAACAUAUUGACUUCUGUGCUACUGCUAGUGAGCCUUUCCUCCACACUUGCAGUAGAAACAGUUCAGACCUGUCAGUGCAAAGAGUACUGGAACUGCGUCCUUGGGGGUGGAGUGCCAACAACAUACUGUGGACUGACGGAGUCCAGCGUGUGCUGCUUCCCUCGACCUCCCAGACUCGGCACCUCCUCUCACUCAUCGUGUGGUCGCAAGGGAGCAGACUCUGGCAUCCAGGGAGUGGCCGGCCCCGGCGAGUGGCCCUGGCAUGCAGCCUUACUGGAGAGAGAGAAUGCAGUGUAUGUGUGUGGAGCCUCUCUGAUAGAUGAGUCCUGGGUCCUGACAGCAGCUCACUGUGUAGACAAGUUCCUAGGAUCGUUCCAGCAGUUGAAGGUGCGACUGGGAGAACAUGACGUCACAACAACAGAUGAACCCACAGAGCAUGAAGAGAGGAACGUUGCACAGAUUGUCGUUCAUCCCAACUUCGACAACAAGACCCUAGUCCACGAUCUUGCCUUGGUCCGUAUGGAGAAAGCCUCCAGAAGAAGGACCAACAUAGACAUAGUGUGUGUUCCUUCUGACCAAUUGAUUUUACCCAAGAACAAGACCUGCUAUGUCACAGGGUGGGGGAAACACUCAGAAGACUCGAGCCAUUCCGUAGUUCUGAAAGAGAUCUCAGUCCCUCUGUGGCAGAACAGUGAGUGUGAGGCAGCUCUAAGGACCAGUUUUGGAGCCAGAUUUUCACUCUCCCCAACAGCUAUCUGUGCUGGGGCAGAGGGCAAGGAUGCUUGUGAUGGUGACGGAGGCGGACCCUUGGUGUGUGAAGACCGAGGUCGCUGGUACCAGGUGGGCAUCGUGAGCUUCGGGGUCGGCUGUGGCAGAGCAGACGUCCCUGGCGUCUACACUAGAGUGUCCUUCUACCAUAACUGGAUACAUGAGACUGUUAUACAGCAUAGGAGGAACAGGGGCUGAACUGGGGGAAAGGUGAACCUGUGAAUUGGAGAACUAUAGUGAACCUGUGAACUGGGGAACUUGUGAACUGGAGAAGUAAUUGAACUAUAGGGAACUAGUAAACUAGUUAACUAUAGUGAAAUGGUGAGCUCUUCAACUGGGAAACUAGUGAACUGUUGAACAGGUGACAAACGUGAACACAAAUAAUCUGAGUAAGAUCUCAAGUGUUUGCCCAGUUUCUUUAUUUACAUUGCUAUGAUUCUGAACUGAUGUCUUUAAAAGCCAUGUUAAUUUAUUAUUGUGUUAGAAUUACAUUUGUUUGGAUCAA